CUUAAUACUGCUUACUUCUACCAUGCGAGAUAGCAGAAUAAUCCUUCCUCCUGGUUUUCAUUUCCAUCCAACCGAUGAAGAACUUAUUGGUUACUUCCUCCACCGAAAGGUCACCAAUUUACCAUGCAAUCCUAGCAUCAUCCCUGAGCUGGAUCUUUGUUCAACUGAUCCAUGGGAGCUCAAUGAGAAAGCUUUGAUGAGCCAAAAUCAAUGGUAUUUCUUCAGCCAAGUGAUCCAAGGGCGAGCUACUGAAAAAGGGCACUGGGAAGAACUAGACAUGGAUGAAGAUAUAGUCACAGGUGCUGGCAAAAAAUUGGGAAUCAAGAAAUAUUGGGUGUUCUGCAUUGAUCAAGUUCAGAAAAGGAUCCAGACUAAUUGGGUGAUGGAGGAAUAUCAUUUGUUCAAAAGGCAUGUCAAAAAAGGGAGGGAUGGACAGAAAGAUCUCGGUGAAUGGGUGCUCUGUCGAGUUCACCAUGCAAACGCAGAUUCUCAAGGUAUUUACAGUGUCCAAGCAGGCAAUGAUGAAGAAGUUGAGCUCUCACUUUUGGACGAGGUAUUUCUCUCAAUGGAGGAUAAUGAUGAUGCAAUAAGCUUUCCCAAACUGCAGUAGAUAUAGA
Coffea arabica (coffee) is the source of this 617-nucleotide messenger RNA. Its product is annotated as NAC domain-containing protein 104. The record is from RefSeq and is a predicted model, not a curated record. Gene Ontology annotation, biological process: system development; regulation of DNA-templated transcription. Gene Ontology annotation, molecular function: DNA binding. Lineage: Eukaryota; Viridiplantae; Streptophyta; Magnoliopsida; Gentianales; Rubiaceae.